GAAGACAAAGCUGGACCUUAUUGAGGCUAUUUACUGCUUCGACUGUACACAUUGCUACACGUAACUGUAACGCGGACUCGCGUUUAACGAAUUAUUUCCUUCUAGUUUGGAGAUUACGUGGAACUCUAUUGACAGUUCACGCUGUCACAUGGGUUAAAAGAAAGCCAACUUUGCGUGAACACUGUGUUGAGCUUUAAAUACACGCUUCAGUGGACUUCAUAAUGUUAUUUAGCAAAGGAGCUAGCUAAUAGCUAAUAUGAGUUUGUUCGGCUAACGCUAUGUUAGCCCUGUUGCACGAGUAUCCAUCCCCGCAACAGCUAGCUUAAUGGCGCUAACAGGCUAACACUGCCGACAUAAUUCAGAUAAAGUGCUUAAAGUGAUUCGACUUUACUGGUCAGUCGGACACACAGGUGGCGUUAGCAGUUGACCCGUGAGGGCGUCGCCGUUAAUUUAUAUCCGCGGCAUGAUUCAUCUGGUCGUUUCAUGGGGCUUUUAAGGAUGAUGUCGUCGCCCAAGCUCCAGCUUUUGGCUAUUUUGGCAUUUGGGGUGGCGAUGCUGUUAAUAGAGAACCAGAUCCAGAAACUGGACGAGUCGAGAGCCAAACUCGAACGUACAAUUGCCAGACACGAGGUAGCUGAAGUGGAACAGCGCCACAGUGAAGGUGCUGGACAGGAGUUAUCGCUGCUGGCGGACAGCGAUGACAACAUCAUCAUUUACAAUCGAGUGCCCAAGACUGCCAGCACAUCCUUCACUAACAUCGCCUACGACCUGUGUGGGAAGAAUCGCUUCCACGUGCUGCACAUCAACACAACAAAAAACAACCCUGUCAUGUCUUUACAAGACCAGGUGCGCUUUGUCAGGAAUGUCACCUUAUGGAGAGAGAUGAAGCCUGGCUUGUACCACGGCCAUGUAGCUUAUCUGGACUUCUCAAAAUACGGUGUGAAGCGAAAGCCCAUGUACAUAAAUGUGGUGCGAGACCCCAUAGAGCGCCUGGUGUCAUACUACUAUUUCCUCCGUUUUGGAGAUGACUACAGACCUGGCCUUCGUCGAAGGAAGCAAGGAGACAAAAAGACAUUUGAUGAGUGCGUGUCAUCAGGCGGCUCUGACUGUGCACCUGAGAAGCUCUGGCUUCAGAUCCCCUUCUUCUGUGGCCAUCAUUCAGAGUGCUGGAAUGCAGGCAGCAGAUGGGCCCUAGAACAAGCAAAAUACAACCUUGUGAAUGAGUAUCUGUUAGUUGGAGUAACUGAGGAACUAGAGGACUUUAUCAUGAUACUGGAGGCAGCUCUGCCACGGUUCUUCAAGGGGGCUACGGAACUCUACAGGACAGGAAAGAAGUCUCACCUACGAAAGACCACAGAGAAAAAACCCCUCACCAAAGAAACCAUAGCCAAGCUGCAGCAGUCCAACAUCUGGAAGAUUGAAAAUGAGUUUUACGAGUUUGCCCUUGAACAGUUCCAGUUUGUACGCGCCCACGCUGUGAGGGAAAAGGACGGAGAACUUUACGUGCUAGCUCAGAGCUUCUUCUAUGAAAAGAUCUAUCCAAAGUGAACUGCGACUGUCUGCACAGAUCCUUUAUCUGGAUCCUUUAGGAGUCAUAACACUGAGCGAAGCUGGCGAAGGCUGGACUUAUGAGUCCUGUACUUUAAGCUUGGAGCCUUUACAGCACGGAGAAACUUGUUCACUGUACUGUGACAUGUUUUUAACAUUUUUUUAUUGCUUGUGCAGCUGCUAAAAAGAGCUGAUGGCGUUAAACUGUGAGGAAAACAGGAGCAGGAAAUAAAGUGAUGUGGUCUUUAUAUUUUUAGGUGCACCAGUACUUGUUUACAAAUGAAGAUCAACUAAAACAUCUAGACUGGGUUGGAACACUUUUUAUUGACCUGCAGUAAACGUGUUUGUGGACCAAAUGGUAACAACAUAGAAUCACUUGAACCAUUGCAUCCUUUGGUGCGUGACUAGAAUAAAAAAAAAGUAUUUGAUCCUAGUGAUAUCUUUUGAGUUUUUACACAUUGAACACAAUGUUUUAUCAGAGAAUGUGAUGUGCAUUUUUGAAAUGAUAGUUGUGAGAAAUAACAAAGUAGCUUUGAGCAGAAUGAAGUAGAAGUGAUAGUGCCUUCAUUACAAAGUAAUGAAUUCUUUUUUUACUUUACAAGUGAUGCCACAAUCAUGUUUUUGUAUUUAAUUAGUCAAUAACUGCAUUUUCAGUUUUUCUGUUUUUCAUUUACAGUUUAAAUAUAGAACCAUCACUGCAAAUGUCUUGUGCUUUUUUUUAAUGCAAGAUAUGUUAAGGGCAUUUAUUUGCCAUCUUUCAUGACAACACUGUGAAUCCAAGAUUAUAGGUAGACAGAUUCUAAUAUUUAAAUUUCAUUGAUGAAUUUAUUCAUAUUUUUAGAUUGUAGAUUAUGAUCACAGUGGUUUCACCUAAUGUCCUUUUAAUUCAGUGUGCAGCUGUUUCGUCUUUGAUAGCUCAGUUUUUAUUACCAUUUAUUUGUAACUCUUUGUUCUCUGUGGGUAAUUGUCUACAGGCAUCUCUGUUGAGUUUGGUCUGUAUAAUUGUGGUUUGUGGAGAACACGUACUGUACCUACAGGAAAGGUAUCAAACUUCCCUUUGCCCUUUCCCUAAAAUAUAAUCUGGAGGAAGAAGUGGAGGCUGCCAUUUGACUUGGAUGCAUUUUGUUGUUGUGUGUUUGCUUUUCCACAGUUACUCCAGGUGAGGCGAGAUGAAGGCAGAGGGAAGUUUGAUCUGUGGUUGCUAUGCAAUUUGGCAUGUUGGCAUGUUAAUAUGUGCACCAAACACAUGAGUAUUUAAUCCAGUAGUCCAACAUCUGGAAGAAAAUGAGCUUUUACUAGUUUGAAAAAUAAAUAUUGCCCUUAGCUGGGGUUGAUGGAAACAUUUAUUUUGCAGCUGAAACGGACAAAAGGUCUUGGCAAUGUUGAUAUUUUGACUUGAUGAUGGCAAUUGAUCAAAACUCAUCCAAUCAACAGUUAUUUACGAUUCACCCUGAGGUUGACACGAAUAAAUCAUGUACCAUGCACUCCAUCCACAUUACUGAGCACAGGCCUGUUUAAAUGGUUUUGCAUUACUUGUGUGGAGUCAGUGUUGCAGAAGAAUUCAGAUACAAGCCUGGAUUUAUUCUGUGUCUUUCAUAACUCCAUUUACACUAAGAUGAUGCAUUGUCAAUUUAACCUGCAAGUUCUUUUUCUUGAUCAACUGAUGAACUGUUUGCUCUGUGGUGGAAAGUGGUGUAAAUGCCUGUGACAGUUUUAUUCCUCCCAAUUUGAUUGGUUACCCUGGAGACGGACUCUAUUCAAUCACAGUUUGAUUAAAAAAGUGGCUACAAUUAUAUAAAGAAUGUCUAAGUUGCUGACCAACUUUCUGACAAUGUGGUUGCUGAACUCAAAUAGAAAUUGCGUAGCUCUUUCACAAUUUGACUGAUUGGUUGCUUCAGUUUGCUGAUGUGCCCCAUUAGUUUUGUUUUUGUUUAUUUGACUCUGCAGUUUGAUUAAGAUUGUUUCAAGGUGAAUAUUUUAGCUGCUUUCACUGUUUCACUUCACUAUCAAACAAAGGGUUUUCUUUAGUACUUAAAGUUUGGGGAUCUUCUGUACAGUAAGCGGAAGCUGGUUGUUCCCACACAGGCUUGUUCUCUCACUGUGCCUCACAUGAGCCCAGUAUCUCCUCUUUUGACUUUAUAAUUACAGAAUAAUUGCCUCGCUAUAUCUUACUCAACGGGGAAUACUUAACCACUGGAACCGUGAAAUAACAGACUGGGACGGGAUGAUCUGCUGAAGUCAGCGGCGUUAGCGACUCGUACCUCUUCUCUGCUGGGAGAAGAAGGGAGUGAGGGCGUCUGCGGGGAGACGACAGUAGCACGCUCCAGCAGUCCACAGCCCGUCCUUGUGUCUACACAGAGAACAGCACAAAGGCCCCAACCCAUAUUUGACGCUUUGUGGCCAUGGACACAAGGAGAGGGUGCCUGUCUCAGAAAAUAGAACUCAAUUAACAGUUUUGCUGCAGGCAUAUUGGAACGUUGUUUCAUUAACGAGAUGAAUACAGUCUGAUAAUUACUUCAUCUCAAUUAGAAAAAAAGCUGCACUAUAUUGAUUGUAGCUGAUGAGCUUGAAGGUUAAUUAGAGAACACAAUAUUUCAAAAGCCUAUCUGCUUUGUUGUUGUUUGCCAGUUGUGGGAGCUCUUUGUUAUUGACUUUUUGCCUAUGUGCAGCUUUAAGGACUGCGUGGAGUUAUCCUUUGAACAAAAGCGAUGUCUCAUUUGAGCAGAAAAAAAAAUUCAGUCUCUUUUUCUAGUCUUGACUGCAGCUUGUGUUUAAAGUGGUUGGUUUAGACUUUGUCCCGGUUCUCGGUGUUCUGCUGCGAACCACCAGAGGGAGCCGUGGCCCUGCAGAAAGCCUCCACGGAGCAGCAUGUGGGCUUGGCAGGACUGAAACGGUUCACCAAGCCCCCAUUACUGCACCUGUGCAAAGCCAAAUGGAACAAACUAAUAGUGCAUUACCAUUAACAAUACAAAUUACACCAUUAGGCACACUUGGCUCUCAGGCCUUGUGAUAGCUAUAAAUAGUUUCACUUGGUCUUGGACAAUUUGUGCUGUACUUGCAUAAUGACAGCACUCAAAUUAAUUUGGCGUGUGCAAAUGGAGCGCCCCUAUUGCUGCAUGUUGUGAAAGGGAACAUUUUAGGCUCUUUUUUUAAUGAUGUGCCGCCUCUUGCAAGAACCACCUUUGCAGGAGGAACUGAUAAGCGGGGCCAGCAGCUCCAAACCUGAGUGAAAUGUCUCCAUUACAAAUCAUCCGGAGUGUUUGAUCCUGUUAUUGCUGAAGCACUGCACAGAAUAAUGACCUCUUUUUGUCAAUGAAAGUUGGCUGGAUUACUAGAAAUGGCCCUCUGGAUCGGUUCUGGAGCCCUUUUUUUUCAGCAGACCAUCGGAGACCCAGCACAGUUUUUGCGGCAAGCUGACCUCAAAGUGGAUUCACUACUGCUCCAUAAAACAAACAGAGCAGAGCAGAGGCAGCUUGACUGCCCCUCACUGGGACUGUGGACAGGACCUUAAAGCACUUGGCCAAAGGGGACCAUUAUGUGUACUACUUUCCGCUGUGUUUUAUGUAAAUGCACCACGCUGAAAUGGAAGGUAAAUUAAGCCAGCAUGUCAGAGACACAUGGCCAAGAAAACCUCAGGUGUUCCUGAUAUUCCAAAUUUACUGUAGGGCUUUUGCCAAUGACAGAUUAUAGCCGAUGGAGAAAGAAAACGAUCGAAGCCAUCGCUAUUAUAAAGCAUUGUCAGAUA
Molecule: messenger RNA, 5293 nt
Organism: Betta splendens (Siamese fighting fish)
Lineage: Eukaryota; Metazoa; Chordata; Actinopteri; Anabantiformes; Osphronemidae
Gene: hs2st1b
Product: heparan sulfate 2-O-sulfotransferase 1b
Exons: 7
Coding region: 484-1548 (354 amino acids)
Cellular component (GO): membrane
Molecular function (GO): heparan sulfate 2-sulfotransferase activity
Source: RefSeq, a predicted model, not a curated record